AUGGGCAUCAAAGAAGCCGCAUUUUCUGCCCGGCCCGGCUCUCUGUUGCCACCUCCGUAUGAGGCGGCGGCUUACCCGACCGAGCAGCCGCGACACCGUCUACUCGUCAGGCAGUGGUUGUCGCUGCGAACCCUCCUCAGCCUCGCCAUCACUACGUGUGUGCUCUGGCUGUGCAUCGCAAAUCAUCAUGCGCCCCGCGACACCGCUCGUGUCGUCGAUGACCGAUUUACCAUCGCCCUGGAACAAUGCCAAGCUCGCCAUCUGCUCCCUUCGAAACCCGACCCUGCAUCCAGAACCCAGAAUUCGCGAUGGGCUGCGGAGUAUGGCCAGAAGCAGCGCAUAGUCCUGAGGAAUGUGACGCUCUUUGAUGGCGAGAGCUUCAUUGAGCACGCUGUGGACGUAACCUUUGCAAGAGGGCUGGUCGAGUCUAUCCAAAAGUCGGGUGGAGAGAGCUUCCAGAAGGGCGCUAUCGUCUACAAUCUUCACGGGCGAUACGUGACUCCCGGCCUGGUCGACAUGCACUCACACCACAUGGUUAUCCCGUGGCCGGGAACGGAAAUGACCGCGGACGGCGCCGAGGUUCAUCCUGACACCAAGGCAGUCACCAGUCAAAUGCGCGUCGUAGACGCACUCAAAGCAUUCGAUGAAGGGACGGUCAUCAUCGCGUCUGGUGGUAUUACAACAUCUCUCAUCAUUCCAGGCUCGGCCAACCUCAUUGGUGGAGAGGGCGCACCGGUGAAGAAUGCCCUGUAUAGCGGUGCCAAUGCUGAACCGAUCGUCGAGGAGGUGCUGCUCGAGCGCGGGAUGCCGCAGCACGAGCGCCAAAGGUACAUGAAAAUGGCACUUGGCGAGAACCCCAAGAGGGUUUGGGGGUAUAGUCGGCUCGGCAAUGCGUGGCAUUUGCGAGAGCACUUCCAAAAGGCCAAGGACGUGAUGCAGUCACAAGAUGACUAUUGCGCGGGCUUGGAAGUGGCGAUUCGGAGCAAUUUGCAGGCGAAGGAGAGUUUCCUGGCUGCAAAUGGAAAGUUUCCAUUCAACCUGGAGCUCGAGAGUAUGGUUGCUCUACUCCGGGGUCAGGUCUCGCUUCACAACCACAACUACGAACCACAGGAUCUAGAAACAAUGAUCCGCAUCAGCGAGGAGUUUGGCUUCAAGAUUUCCGGUUUCCAUCACGCGAUAGAAGCUUGGCAAGUCCCCGGCAUGUUGAAGGAGCGAGUCCCCAACAUCACCAUUGCGACAUUCGCCGAGUUCAGCCUGUACAAGCAUGAAUCAUACUGGCCCAGCCUCUACGCCGGCCACGUCCUCGAUGAAAACGGGAUCAGAGUGGCGUACAAGUCGGACCACGUCGAGUCUUUUACGAACGCAAAGUAUUUGCUUUCCCAGGCGGCGGUCGCGCAUGCCUUUCACCUGCCGGCCGAAAAGGCGCUGCAGGCAGUCACCUCCAUCCCCGCCGCAGCUAUUGAGCAGGACCACCGAGUCGGCUAUUGCAGGGCUGGAUAUGACGCCGAUAUUGUCGUCUGGGAUGACCAUCCCCUCAACCGUGGCGCCACACCUUUGCAGGUCUUCAUCGAUGGCAUUGCCCAAUUGAACGAGACUGCGGUUGAGAGGAGUACAGGUUCCUCCUGGGUUGGUCAGGCAGCAAAGGGCUCUUCGGCCCAAAUCACGCCCCAAGUCAAGUAUGAGCCUGACGACCAGACUCGCGAUGAAACUUGCCGGAGGAUGACGGCGGCCAAUGGCAACAUUGUUAUUUCAGGUAUCAGCCGAACUUUUGUGCGAGGAUUUCCGGAGCGGAUCCGCGGAAACACCGCGACCGAGUCUGGGCCACUUCAGAUGAUUUUGGAAAACGGCAAGGUAGUUUGCAGUGACACUGUCGAAAACUGCAAAGAUGGUCGCGCCAAGAUUGAAGCGACAAAGGGAUACGCCAGCCUCCAACUCACGAACGGCCACGUCGCUCCCGGAUUGACCGCCCUUGCGAAUGCACUGGGCACGAGGGAAAUCGCUACGGACCCAGACACGGGCGAUGGCAGCGCAGGUGGCCAGAGCAUCACCGACCCAGAGAGCAUACUCUACGCCAAGCAUGCGGCCUUGCUUGACGGCAAGAGUUUUGCGCGCGCCCGCCUGGGCGGCGUCAGCCGUGCCAUCACGGCCCCGAUAGCUGACGGUCCUGCUCUCGUGUCGGGCGUGAGCGUUGAGAUCCUGACGAGUGGUAAGAAGAGCUUGCUGCAUGGUGGAAUAGUCCAGGAAGAGGUUGCGCUUCACAUGGCGCUCGGCGACGCUUCCGACGAAGGAAGCGGGAGUGGCGGCGUCAAAAAGCUGCGAAAAAUGCUGAGCGACGGGCUUGGCAAGAACAACGCGACUGUUUUUGGACGGGUGGCCGCGGGCAGUCUCCCACUCCUCGUGUGUGCCGAUAACAAGUACGAUAUUGAGCAACUGAUAUGGGUAAAGAACGAUCACCCAGACGCCAAACUUGUCCUUGUCGGUGCCAUGGAGGCUCCUUUUGUCGCCGAAGAUCUUGCUGCCGCUGACAUCCCCGUCAUCUUGACGCGCGACCGCGGUGCCCCGACGACCUUCCGUACCAGAGACGGCUUCGUGGGACCACCUCUUACACGCAGCAUUGCCAGUCAUCUCAAGGAUGCCGGCGUGAAAUUCGGCUUGGCCUUGCUUGAUUUGGGCAUGCCCUCGGACUACAAGAUCCACGAUCUGCUACCCGAAGCCGGAUGGACGGCAAAAUACGCGGGUCUCAGCGAUGCCGAGGCUGUCGAGCUCGUAACGAGCAACAUUGAGGACAUUCUCGACUUGAAGCAGAGAAGCAAGGACGUGGUUGUCUAUGAGGGAGACCCAUUGCACUAUGGCGCCACUGUGGCCAUAGUGCUGGCGGCAAAUGACGAGACUGGCGGGUUGGAGGUUUCUGGAUGUUUCCCGCGUGAGAAUGAGUUGGUGGUUUCUGUCGAAAGCGUCUAA
This is a messenger RNA of Cordyceps fumosorosea ARSEF 2679, 2961 nucleotides long. Its product is annotated as carbohydrate esterase family 9 protein. Gene Ontology annotation, biological process: purine nucleobase catabolic process. The transcript has 4 exons. The record is from RefSeq and is a predicted model, not a curated record. Gene Ontology annotation, cellular component: cytoplasm. Gene Ontology annotation, molecular function: allantoinase activity. The coding region runs from base 1 to 2961 and encodes 986 amino acids. NCBI's taxonomy places the organism in Eukaryota, Fungi, Ascomycota, Sordariomycetes, Hypocreales, Cordycipitaceae.